AUGAAUGAAAAUGGAGACUUUAGGAGUGGGCAAGAUUUUAGCUCCUUAGACCACCUUAAGAAGAAUGUUAAAGCAUGGGUGGUAUCUAACAAUAGAAACAUCCGUGUAAUUGAGUCAGAGUCUUCAAAGUAUGUUAUCCAAUGUACUAAUGGGGUGGAGAGAGGCUGUGAAUGGAGGAUGCGAGCUAUCAUGACCGCCACUGGCUCAUUUAUGAUUGUGCAAUAUAAGGGUCAUAAUCAAGAUUGCUCAGCACACUACAGUGAUGACCAUCCCGUCCUUACUUCUGAUUUUGUUGUGGAUCUAAUAGUGGAUAUGAUCAGAGUUGAUCCAGCUUUCAAGGUGAAGAACAGUGGUGCAAUGGGAAGUCCAAUCGAUCCUACCAGAGUUAUGUUUCAGAGAAUUUUUCGGGCUUUCGGACCAUCCAUUAAGGGUUUUCCUCACUAUCGUCCCCUUAUUUGUAUAGAUGGUACACAUUUGUACGGAAAGUACAAAGGCACACUUAUGAUUGCUGUGGCGAUAGAUGUAAAUUCUCAGUUGUUCCCACUUGCCUUUGCCGUUGUGGAGGGAGAGAGCAACGACACCUGGCGUUGGUUUUUGGAAUGUAUAAGGCAUUAUGUCACUAAGAGAGAUGGCUUAUGUGUUAAAUCUGAUCGUCACAAGGGAAUUUUGCAUGCAAUGAACAGAGUUGAAAAAGGUUGGGAAGAGUCAUAUGCAUUCUAUCGGUUUUGUAAACGUCAUCUAGCUUUGAACGUGCAUAAGAAGUUCAAGAACAUAGCAACAUUGAUUCAUGAUGGUGGUCAUCGAUAUGGAGUGAAAACUACAAACAUGUCUGAAGCGUUCAAUGGCGUAAUGAAAGGGGCAGGUGUCUCCCAAUCACUUCAUUGGUUAGGAUGA
Molecule: messenger RNA, 894 nt
Organism: Amaranthus tricolor (Joseph's coat)
Lineage: Eukaryota; Viridiplantae; Streptophyta; Magnoliopsida; Caryophyllales; Amaranthaceae
Exons: 3
Coding region: 1-894 (297 amino acids)
Source: RefSeq, a predicted model, not a curated record